This is a messenger RNA of Protopolystoma xenopodis, 762 nucleotides long. The record is from the annotation of a GenBank genome assembly. NCBI's taxonomy places the organism in Eukaryota, Metazoa, Platyhelminthes, Monogenea, Polystomatidea, Polystomatidae.
ACCCUCCAACGUUGCUUUGAACAGGAACUGGAUCAAGCUGCUCGUCAACAUAAGGCAGCUUGUGAACGUCUUGAAGCGGAGCAUGAGACUCAGUUAAAGCAGAUUCAUUCGGAUGCAGUCAAACAAGAACGCAGUUUUAAAGAGUCCUUGAAGUCAGAGAUCGAAUCCUCUUUGCCACGCUCUGACCAACGCAAGCUUGCUCUUCGCCUUCUUCGCAUGGACCAGCCGUCAUUGUCGAGCAUCGACAGCCACUCUUGCGUUUAUUCCAAUUCUGCAAUUGGCAGCAUUGGUGGCAGUAGCAUUGGGUCUAGUGCUGGUGGAAGCGCUAACGUUGGUUGCGGCUUGAAUCAGAGCUUACAAACUAGUGGAGGUUUUGGCACUAGCAACUCCAGUGGUCAUAGCACCCCUGGUUCUCUACGAAUGCCCUGGCUCAUAACUUCUGGCCAUGCCUCGGGAACCAGCACAUGCAGCCGUGGCAGUAACUUUGGUCUAGCAGGCCCAAGUGCCUCUGAAGCCGGCUCUCUAGCCAGCCAGUCAGCGGGGCUAGUUCAGCGACUGAACAACUAUCGCGCCGAGUUGGAUGCUGGGAUGGCUAGACGCAUUGAUCAAUUGUCAAUCAAAUAUCGGAACCAAAUGGCUGAUCUUGAGCGGCAGGCGUUACUUGAACGACACCAAAUUCAGAUAAGUGAGCUGUUAAUUUUCUCAUUUUCAUCCUCUUUUUGCCUAACCUUCUUCGUUUUUGAUCUCUCCUUCACUUUUUCA